This is a messenger RNA of Pipistrellus nathusii (Nathusius's pipistrelle), 2175 nucleotides long. NCBI's taxonomy places the organism in Eukaryota, Metazoa, Chordata, Mammalia, Chiroptera, Vespertilionidae. The record is from the annotation of a GenBank genome assembly.
AUGGCCUCCUGCCCAGAUUCGGACAAUAGCUGGGUGCUGGCCGGCUCAGAGAGCCUGCCUGUGGAGACCCUGGGCCCAGGGUCCACGAUGGCCCCAGACCCACAGAGCGCUCCCCCGGCCCCUCGGAACCCCCCCAAGGCAGAUGGUGAGGAGCCAGCUGGGACUGCGGAUGGAGAAGAGACCCUCCCCGAGCAGGACAGCUCCCAGCCCGGCGCCACGCCGCCAGAGGAAGCAGAGGCCCAGGACGGCCCGGAAGGCGAUGGUGAUGUCACGGAGCUCCCUGGCUCCGGAGACACGGUGGCCCUGGGAGACGUGGAGGAGACCCCCGAGGUGGCAGACCUGGGACCCGACACCCGGGACCCGGAGGACCAGAGCUUCCCGCAGAGCCCGCCCUCACCUCCCGGUGCAGCGUGGACCGUGGAGGCGGCGCGCUGCACCAGCAGCGAGGAGGACACGGACGCCGACUUGGAGGGCCUGCGGCGGCGCCGGCACGGGCGGGAGCCCGGCGCCCCUCCGCCCGAGGGGCCCCUGUGUGCGGAGGCCGCGGCCGGCGGCCCGGGUGUAAGCGGGGAGCCGGGCAUCUCCCUCAACAUGUGCCUCCUCGGGGCCCUGGUCCUGCUGGGCCUGGGCAUCCUCCUCUUCUCAGGUGGCCUCUCGGAGUCUGAGAACGGGGCCCUGGAGGAGGUGGAAAUGCAGGUCUUUCCAGAUGCUGAGGUGGACCACAGGAUGGCGGAUGCUGCGGGGGACGGGCAGGACGGGCGAAGGCAGCAGCCGCAGGCCUCAGCGCCCCCUGACGGUGCCCCCAGCCUGCAGAACAUGGGCCUCCUGCUGGAUAAGCUGGCCAAGGAGAACCAGGACGUCCGGCUGCUGCAGGCCCAGCUGCAGGCCCAGAAGGAAGAGCUCCAGAGCCUGAUGCAGCAGCCCAACGUGCUGGAAGCGGAGAACGCCCAGCUCCGGGGGGCCCUGCAGCACGGCGAGGCCUCCCAGAGGGCCCUGGAGUCCGAGCUGCAGCAGCUGCGGGCCCGCCUGCAGGGCCUGGAGGCCGCCUGCCUCCGGGGAGAGGACGGGGCGUGCCUCAGCCAGGGCCGAGGCCCGCAGGGCAGCCGGGCCCCCAAGGAGCCGGGCCCUCCGGGGCAGGAGCCGGGCCCUGGCUUCCUGGAGCAGAAGGAGCGGCUGGAGGCCGAGGCCCAGGCGCUGAGGCGGGAGCUGGAGAGGCAGCAGCGGAUCCUGGGGUCGGUGCAGCGGGACCUGGAGCAGAGCCUGAGGGAGGCAGGCCGCGGGGACCCGGCUCACGCCGGCCUCGCCGAGCUGGGCCACCGGCUGGCCCAGAAGCUGCAGGGCCUGGGGGCCUGGGGCCAGCACCCGGGGGUCCCUGGCAAUGCCUCCUCAGAAGCUGGGAGCCAGGAGUCCCCCUUCCAGAGUCCCAGAGAGCGGGGUGGGAAGGAGAGGUGGCGGGGCGGGCCCGGGGACCGGCAGGCUGAGCCCUGGAAGCGCAGGAUGGAGGAGUCCGGCCGGGAGCGGAGGGAGAGCUGGCGGGGCAAGGAGGACAGGGGGGGCAAGGAGGACAGGGGGGGCAGGCCAAGGGCGGAGGAGCAGGGCCGGGACAGGAAGCGGCAGGGCCCCAAGGAGCCCCCCAGGAAACACGGAGAAAAACAGAAGCACCCUCAGGGGAAGGAGGGGGCUGAAGGCCGGCAGGGCCCUCCGCCGGCCUGGGCAGAGCUGUCCAGGCACAAGUACCGGGCACCGCAGGGCUGCACGGGCGUGCGGGAGUGCGCCCGGCAGGAGGGCCUGGCCCUCGGCGGCGCGGAGCUGGCCCCGGUGCGGCGGCAGGAGCUGGCCUCCCUGCUCAGGACCUACCUGGCGCGGCUGCCCUGGGCCGGGCCGCUGGCUGAGCAGCUGCCCCUCUCGCCCGCGUACUUCGGGGAGGACGGCGUCUUCCGCCACGACCGCCUGCGCUUCCGCGACUUUGUGGACGCCCUGGAGGACAGCCUGGAGGAGGCGGCCGAGAGGCAGACCGGCGACGACGACGAGGUGGACGACUUCGAGGACUUCAUCCUCGGCCACUUCUUUGGGGACAAGGCCCUGAGGAAGAGGUCAGGGAAGAAAGACAAGCACGUCCCGAGCCCCAGGCCCAUGGGGCCCAGGGAGGAGCCGAGCCACCACCGCAGAGGCUGA